Gadus morhua (Atlantic cod) is the source of this 3854-nucleotide messenger RNA. It is a transcript of the gene nr1d2b, whose product is annotated as nuclear receptor subfamily 1, group D, member 2b. Gene Ontology annotation, biological process: cell differentiation; positive regulation of transcription by RNA polymerase II; hormone-mediated signaling pathway. The transcript is spliced from 8 exons. Gene Ontology annotation, molecular function: RNA polymerase II cis-regulatory region sequence-specific DNA binding; nuclear receptor activity; zinc ion binding. The coding region runs from base 646 to 2217 and encodes 523 amino acids. Lineage: Eukaryota; Metazoa; Chordata; Actinopteri; Gadiformes; Gadidae. The record is from RefSeq and is a predicted model, not a curated record.
AUGAGCAGUGCACGCCAGUGUGAACAGUCCCGAAGCGAGACGAAUUAGAACAAGAAUAACAUCGAGAACGACGAUGAGAAUGAAUAUGGAGUUUUGACCAACAUAUGACCAAAUUAUGCCCGAAACAUGUAACGACAACAAAUAUUCAUAUACCGGAAGUCCCGCCCUCUCUAUCCCCGGUAACGCGGAUUUGGUCAAUCAUGUCCCAGACGGUCCGAGAGGAAAACGCUGCGAACGAGGUUAGUCAGAGCCAGCAGGUCUUCUUCGGCGGUGGAGUCGCAGGGAUACUUUUUCACCUUUGCAAGCAACUGAUGCUAUUAUCGCUUGGAGUUUACUAACGUGUUAUUAAUGGGAACAUUUGGAUGCCGUUAAAGACGAAGUCUGAAUAACUAAUCUCGCAGUAUUUCCAUCGCUGCAGACGAACCGCCAGCCUCUCCUCUGUGAGGUGAGAUGGUUCCUCAAAACACAGAUCUACUGUACCGGGAACAGUGGCCUGCUCUCUGAGCUCAUCUACCGGUGGAUCGACGGGAUCUAUUCACAGUGAUUUCAUAUUGUUCACGGUGUAGCGUCACCAUCAGGAGAUCCUGAUCAGUAACCAGCAGAACCACUCGGAGGUCGAGGAAGCGACAGGAUAACCAGGAGGAGAUGGAGCCAUGCAAAGCUGGGGGGGUGAUCGCCUUCAUCAGCUCGGCCUCCAGCCCAGAGUCCUGCCACAGCGACCCACCCGGCCGCCCGUCUCUGUCGGUGCCCCCCCGUGGCGCCCCUCCCCCUGCCGUCGGACCGCCCCCACCGGCCGCACCCCAGAAAUCUGGCCGCGCUUCCAACAUCACUCCCAAAGGAAGCAUCACAAAGCUCAGCGGGCUGGUGCUGCUGUGUAAGGUGUGCGGCGACGUGGCCUCAGGGUUCCACUACGGGGUCCAUGCCUGCGAGGGUUGCAAGGGCUUCUUCCGCCGCAGCAUCCAGCAGAACAUCCUCUACAAGAAGUGCCUGAAGGAUGAUGGCUGCCCCAUCAUGCGCAUUAACCGCAACCGCUGCCAGCAGUGCCGCUUCAAGAAGUGUCUGCUGGUCGGGAUGUCCCGGGACUCUGUGCGUUUUGGUCGCAUCCCGAAGCGUGAGAAGCAGCGCAUGCUGCUGGAGAUGCAGAGCGCCAUGAACAACAUGAUGACCAACGGCGACCUCCACGCCAACCAGCAGCUCGCCAUCGCGGCAGUAGCCCCCCCAGCCCCCCCCGCCGACCCCGUGGAGCCGGACCCGGUGCCGGCGGUCGCCAUGGACACGGGCCCCAGCUCCGCCUCCGACAGCGGGGAGGAGGAGGUGAUCGGCUCGGUGACGCGGGCCCACCGCGAGGACUUCAUGUACAACCAGGAGCAGGGGCGCGGCCUCUCCUCCGGCGGGACCCCCCCCUCCCCCUCGGACCUCCAGGACGGCGGCGUGGGCGUCGCUGAUGGCAUCAAGGUGUCUUCCUAUAGGACGCCGGGCACGGAGGAGCGGCAGGAGGCCUGGACCAACCUCCACAACAACCUGUGCACUGUCGCCGCCCAGGGCCCCCCGACCGCAGGCGGCUCUGGCCCUCAGGGGCCUGAGGCCCUCAGCCCGGGGGACCGCUGCCCCUACAGACUGCCUUACAUCUCCCCCGGGGGCCAGUGCCCGGCCAACCACCACGGCUCCUUCAAGGGCCCCCCCCACCACGCCGUCGGCGGGGGCAACAGAAUGCACCUGGUGUGUCCCAUGAACCUGUCCCCCCACGUUGACCCCCACAAGUCGGGCCAGGGCGUGUGGGCCGAGUUCUCCCAGAGCUUCACCCCUGCGGUGCGGGAGGUGGUGGAGUUUGCCAAGAAGAUCCCGGGCUUCAGGGACCUGUCGCAGCACGACCAGGUCAGCCUGCUGAAGGCUGGCACCUUCGAGGAAGUACGGCGUGGAGGCGCUGCGGGCCAUGGGCGCCGGAGAUCUGCUCGCCUCGAUGUUGGACUUCAGCCAGAAGCUCAGCAGCCUGGGCCUGAGCGAGGAGGAGAUGAGCCUGUUCACGGCCGUGGUUCUGGUGUCCGCAGACCGCUCGGGCAUCGAGAACGUGAACUCGGUGGAGGCUCUGCAGGAGACUCUGAUCCGGGCGCUGCGCAGCCUGAUCUCCAAGAACCACCCGCCCAGCGACACGGCCGUGUUCACCAAGCUGCUGCUCAAGCUGCCCGACCUGCACACCCUCAACAACAUGCACUCUGAGCAGCUGCUGGCCUUCAAGGUCCACUCCUGAACCACCCCCGGGUGCUGAGCCGCCCGGCGUGGUGGUAGGACACCGCCACACCCAUCAGCAGCUCGCAGGAACCUGCAAUCACACCUCCGUUUCAUUGGACCUCUGACCUCCUUUGACACCGCCACUAGCGCAGCUAGCUAGCGCCAUGUCCCCCAGAGGCCUGGAGGACAGGGAGCUGGACUGAAGAGGCCCCCACGUAUGACCUGGGGCCCGGGCUGCUGCAGACCGUGAAACGUCAUUAUACUGUAGGGCUGAAAGGCCUUUGUUGUGGGGACACAGACCAACGAAGGCACUGACUCCAUGUUAUAUAUGUUAUAUAUAUUUAGUUUCUCCUUGUGUUAGGUGUGCGAGUGUAUAGCAAAUGAAAAAAAAUAUUUUUGCAGAUGUUAGGAGUGUCUGCUUUGUAUAGUGUAGACUUGGUUGGCAUUAAUAGUGCAAUAUGUGACUGCUUCUGGCUGUUUCCUCCUGCUCCAGGAGUUGCCGGUGGCCUGGAGGCAGAAGUAAGACAGAAGAGACAAUAAAGGAGAUGAAAUGAUUGGAAUGAACUGAGCAGCCACCAGAUUGGCUGAAAUAAUAAAACGACCAAGAAUGUCUUUGUUAGACAACGGCUCGGUGCGUCUGAAUAUAAUUGGAGUACGAAAAAGAGUGGAACCUAAUAUGAUCUUUGUUUUAUAGGUAAUUCUUUGAUUCAAUUUCUGUUUUUAAUAGAAUAACUUAUCUCUCUGUUCCUCGCUCCACAACCUCAUUCAGGAAUUGUGGCAAAAACAAUGAUGACAUUCCACAGAAAACCACCUUAUCAUUAGAACACUUAUACCUUAUGUGGUUGGGCAAAGAUCUUCCCUCUAGUUUUUAUUUCUUUGUUGUUUUCCGAACAAUGUAGAACCAGGUCUCUGGACCUGGAUUUAUCAGGGUUUAAGGAGGAAAAAACUUUUAAAUCUUCUGCACCUCCGCAUUUUGAAACAAACGUUGCAUGUAAUUCGCUGUUAGCUCGGUGCUGCUCACCUGUUAGCACGGUGCUGCUCGCCUGUUAGCUCGGUGCUGCUCGCCUGGUAGCUCGGUGCUGCUCGCCUGUUAGCUCGGUGCUGCUCGCCUGUUAGCUCGGUGCUGCUCACCUGUUAGCUCGGUGCUGCUCACCUGUUAGCUCGGUGCUGCUCACCUGUUAGCUCGUUGCUGCUAACCUCUUAGCUUGCUGCUGCUCACCUGUUAGCUCUGUGCUGCUCACCUGUUAACUGGCCCCCUGGUGGGCCCUCUGGUGCCCCCCUAGCCUUCUGGGGGGCCCCAAACUUACUCAACAGCGUGUGAGGGUGCACGAGGAUGAGGAGAUGGUCUUUUGUGGAGGACUAACCUGCGGAGGGCUAAGGGCUGCUGUCGGACAUUACAGUUCAGCUGAAGCUGUUUUGGUAUUUUUGAAAUUGUCAGUUUGUUUGUUUGGCCUUUUGAAUGCUGAUACUUAUAUAGCUUAUGUCUUUGUGAUGUGUAGGUGUAAUUACAAUUUACUGUGAAAGGAAUGCAGUACUUCUAUAAAUAGAUAUUAUAUAUUAUAUAUACAUAGUGCAUAAAUAUACAGAUGAAUAUAUCUAUAUAAAUACAUUUUAUAAGUGCAAAA